Molecule: messenger RNA, 5135 nt
Organism: Podarcis raffonei (Aeolian wall lizard)
Lineage: Eukaryota; Metazoa; Chordata; Lepidosauria; Squamata; Lacertidae
Gene: PNPLA6
Product: patatin like phospholipase domain containing 6
Exons: 37
Coding region: 130-4323 (1397 amino acids)
Biological process (GO): lipid metabolic process
Cellular component (GO): endoplasmic reticulum
Molecular function (GO): phosphatidylcholine lysophospholipase A1 activity
Source: RefSeq, a predicted model, not a curated record
CGCUAGGAGCCGGAGGCAGAGAGAGAGAGAGAGCGGCAUGGGCUUCAAAGGGCCGCCCUACAGAUCGGAGCCGGCGGCGGCGGCGGGGUCCUUAAUGCACUGGGCCUGGAAGCGACAUCGAUAGCUGUCAUGGGGCAGAGUGAAUCAGAGCCACAGGAGGAACAAGAGGAUGCAACCCUGACCGCUGUACUUUCCAACGUCAAGCUCUUUGUGGCAGAUCAGCUGCAGGCCAGCAUGGUGCUGGGUGUCAUGAUAGGAGUCGGGCUCUCCGUGCUGCUUGUUGCCGCCUUGAUCCUGGUGCUGAUCCGCCGGUUCCGCCUUCAGAAGGUCCAGGCCCAGGAACAACCCAAAUAUCGCUUUCGCAAGCGGGACAAAGUGUUGUUCUACGGGAGGAAGAUAAUGCGCAAGGUUUCUCAAUCCACUUCCUCUCUGGUCGACACCACCAUGUCUGCUUCCCGUCCGCGCAUGAAGAAGAAGCUCAAGAUGUUGAACAUUGCCAAAAAGAUCCUGCGUAUCAAGAAGGAGCUGCCCACCCUUCAGCUGAAGGAGCCGCCCCCCUCCGUCCUGGAGGCCGAUCUCACAGAGUUUGACGUGGCCAACUCUCACCUGCCCUCCGAAGUGCUCUACAUGCUGAAGAAUGUGCGGGUGCUAGGCCACUUUGAGAAGCCUUUGUUCCUGGAGCUGUGCAAGCACAUGACCUUCCAGCAGUGCCAGCAAGGCGAGUAUGUUUUUCGCCCGGGUCAGCCUGACACCAGCAUCUACGUGGUCCAAGACGGAAAGCUGGAGCUCUUCCUGUCUGAGCAGGAUGGGAAAGAGACCCUUGUGAAGGAGGUCUUUCCGGGUGACAGCGUACACAGCCUCCUCAGCAUCCUGGAUGUCAUCACGGGUCACCAACGCCCGUACCGGACAGUUUCUGCACGGGUAGCUGAGGACUCCACAGUCCUGCGUCUGCCAGUGGAGGCCUUCUCGGCUGUCUUUGAGAAGUACCCUGAGAGCCUGGUCCGGGUGGUGCAGAUCAUCAUGGUGCGCCUUCAGAGAGUCACCUUCUUGGCUUUGCACAACUACCUUGGCCUGACCAAUGAGCUUUUCAGCCACGAGAUGCAACCGCUGCGGCUAUUCCCCCAGUCGGGCCACACCUCUCGUACCAGCCCCGUCCGACACAGCAAGCGUGUCAUUAGCGCCUCCUCCAUUGAGGAUGCCAAGGAUAGCUCUGGAAGGCAGGGGGAAGCUUCCUCAAGGGACCAAGGUGACCCGUUGAAAGCAGGUCUGCUGGAACCUCCCGCAGCCCCGCUGCUGAGUCGUUGCAUCUCCAUGCCAGUUGAUAUCUCAGGGAUCCAGAGGGGGCCCCGCUCAGAUUUUGACAUGGCCUACGAACGAGGCCGCAUCUCAGUGUCCCUUCAGGAAGACAGCUCCGUCUCGCUGGCCGGCUUCGCCCGGUCGACAUCCCAUGAGCCCCGGGAGCGGAAGUCUGUGACGGUGGAGGAACAGCCGUCUGGGAUCUACCACUACAACUACUGCGAGGACGACUCUGCAACGGGCGACUGCCCAUUCGGCCCCUACCAAGGAUGCCAGACAAGCGCCAUCUUUGAGGCUGCCAAGCGGGAGCUGGUCAAGCUCAUGAAGAUUGAGGAUUCCUCCUUGCUCAAUAACCGGGUGUUGCUGCACCAUGCCAAGGCUGGGACCGUCAUUGCCCGCCAAGGAGAUCAAGAUGUCAGUCUGCACUUUGUGCUUUGGGGCUGCCUGCACGUUUACCAGAGGAUGAUUGACAAGGCCGAAGACGUGUGCCUCUUCCUGACGCAGCCCGGAGAGAUGGUGGGCCAGCUGGCCGUGCUUACUGGGGAGCCGCUCAUCUUCACCAUCAAGGCCAACCGCGACUGCACUUUCCUCAAGAUCUCCAAGUCCGACUUUUACGAGAUUAUGCGGGAACAGCCCAGUGUGGUCCUGAGUGUUGCUCACACAGUAGCAGCUCGAAUGUCUCCCUUUGUCCGCCAGAUGGACUUUGCUAUUGACUGGAUGGCUGUGGAGGCUGGCCGGGCGCUUUACAGGCAAGGCGACAGGUCCGACUGCACCUACAUUGUGCUGAAUGGCCGGCUGCGCUCCGUCAUCCAGAAGGGCAACGGCAAGAAGGAGCUGGUUGGGGAAUAUGGCCGUGGAGACCUCAUUGGAGUGGUGGAAGCCCUGACUCGCCAAGUCCGAGCCACCACUGUCCACGCUGUAAGAGACACAGAGCUGGCCAAGCUCCCAGAAGGGACCCUCAACAACAUCAAGCGACGGUACCCUCAGGUUGUCACUCGCCUUAUACACCUACUGAGCCAGAAGAUCUUGGGGAACUUGCAGCAGCUGCGUGGCCCUUUCCCAGGUUCUGGACUGGGCAUGACCUCCAGCUCAGAGUUGACCAAUCCAGCCAGCAACCUCUCCACGGUGGCAGUCCUCCCGGUGUGUGACGACGUUCCCAUGGCAGCUUUCACCCUGGAACUCAAGCAUGCCCUGAACGCCAUUGGCCCAACCUUGCUUCUCACCAGUGACAUCAUCCGGGCUCGUCUUGGGGCCUCCGCCCUGGACAGCAUCCAUGAAUACCGCCUGUCUGGCUGGCUGGCCCAGCAAGAGGACAUCCAUCGCAUUGUGCUGUACCAGACCGACUGCACCCUGACCCCCUGGACUGUGCGCUGCAUCCGACAAGCCGACUGCAUCCUCAUUGUGGGCCUGGGGGACCAGGAGCCCACCCUGGGCGAGCUGGAGCAGAUGUUGGAGAGCACGGCUGUCCGAGCCUUGAAGCAGCUCAUCCUGUUGCACCGGGAGGACGGCCCCAGCCCUGCCCGCACCGUGGAGUGGCUCAACAUGCGCAGCUGGUGCUCGGGGCACCUGCACAUCAAAUGCCCACGCCGGGUAUUCUCCAGACGCAGCCCGAACAAGCUGAGGGAGAUGUACGAGAAGGUCUUUGAGAAGAACGCCGAUCGCCACAGCGACUUCUCCCGCCUGGCGAGAGUCCUCACGGGCAACACCAUCGCUUUAGUGCUGGGGGGCGGCGGAGCCAGGGGCUGUUCUCACAUCGGUGUGAUCAAGGCUAUGGAGGAAGCCGGUCUCCCCAUCGACCUGAUUGGCGGCACCUCGAUUGGCUCCUUCAUCGGCGCCUUGUAUGCGGAGGAGAGGAGCGCUGUGCGCACGAAGCAGCGAGCCAGGGAGUGGGCCAAAAUCAUGAAUUCGGUGUUUGCCACAGUGCUGGACCUCACCUAUCCCAUAACUUCCAUGUUCUCGGGCUCUGCCUUCAACACCAGCAUUCACAAGGUGUUCCAGGACAAGCAGAUUGAGGAUCUGUGGCUCCCAUAUUUUAACGUGACGACAGACAUCACAGCUUCCGCCAUGCGAGUCCACAAAGAUGGGAGCGUGUGGCGCUACGUCCGAGCCAGUGCAUCUUACACCCCUUAUUUGCCUCCUCUCUGCGACCCCAAGGACAGUCACUUGCUUGUGGAUGGCUGCUAUGUUAACAAUGUCCCAGGCUCGCUGUGGCGGUACGUGCGAGCUAGCAUGACCCUUUCCGGGUACCUACCGCCACUCUGCGACCCCAAGGACGGCAAUUUGCUGAUGGAUGGCGGCUACAUCAACAACCUCCCAGCUGACAUUGCCCGCAACAUGGGUGCCAAGACGGUGAUUGCCAUCGAUGUGGGUAGUCAGGAUGAAACAGACCUGUGCAACUACGGAGACUGCCUGUCCGGUUGGUGGCUGCUUUGGAAGCGCCUCAACCCCUGGGCUGAAAAGGUCAAGGUGCCGGACAUGGCCGAAAUCCAGUCCCGCCUGGCCUAUGUUUCUUGCGUGCGGCAGCUGGAGGUGGUGAAGAGCAGUUCGUACUGUGAGUACAUCCGCCCUCCCAUCGAUCGCUUCAAAACCAUGGACUUCGGCAAGUUUGACGAAAUCUACGACGUAGGGUACCAGCAUGGGAAGGUGGUGUUUGACGGCUGGUGCCGUGGCGACAUCAUCGAAAAAAUGGUCAAGGAUCGGCAUUCGGCAGACUUCUAUGAGAGUAAACGCAUGGAUGUACUGAUGUGCCCCAGCGCAGGAUUCACAGACCUGGCUGAGAUUGUGUCUCGCAUCGAGCCAGCCAAGAGCUACCUGUCAGACAGCUAUGCCGAUGGGGAAGAGUCAGACUACUUGACUGAGUACGAGGACGAAGGAAUGGACACUGUGCGAGAGGAAGAAGGGCAGGAGCUGCUCUUUGCCCCAGCAGAGCCGAAUGCUGUCUUUGAAACAGAUGAGGAAAAGAGCCUACGAUAUCGCCGUGGGACUCAUCAGGAAGCCGCUGCCCUUCCGACUACCCCCACUCCCUGAGAGGGGUGCUGCUACUUGAGCUAGAAAAACUGAGACCAAACCUUGCACUUGCCCUCCUGGGAGCUGCAGCAAGGAGCCCUCCAGAUCACACCAUUUGUAACUUUCUGCCGCCUGGCUGGCAGGCACGCUGGCAUCCCUGCAGGGCCCUGGUGUGCUCCUUGAUCCUCUUGCGCCACGUCAGAAGGUGACCCGCUGGAUGGAACUGUAGACCUCCCAGCACAAACUGAAGGAUGCUGCCAAGCAGAUGCUGCUCAGAGUUACCUGCCCAGGUGUGGGGAUGGAGCCGGCCACUCUGGCGCCUGAGUGCGUUCAGGGCUCCUUGGCUGGACCGCUGCCUUUCUCCUCCAGCUUUCCCCUACUUGAAACAGCCCUGAAGUGGGCCAGAGAGUGGGGAAGGGGAGGAGAGGGCAGCAUUUUACUUACACUACACUCCAUUUUUAGGAAGGGGCCAGGGAAAAGACAUUGCAGAUUCCUCCUGCGUUGGCCUAGUACCACGAGGGACCGGUUUCGAAUCCUGCCCAUCCCCAGGCAGUGCCCUUUUAGCCCAACCAGCUUAGGGAGGGAUCUUGCACAGUGACAAAAGGGAGGCUCUCUCUGAUGCUGAGCAUUCCUAGUCAAAGCAUUAACAGUUAUGGAAGAACCACCGCCGUGAAUAGGGUACAGAAACAUACCUUGUUCCUAUGUUGACUUAACUUAAUCCUGCUUUGAGCUGAGCCCUGACACUCCUUGGCAUUUAUGUUCCUAGCCUGCCUGAGGUUUUGGGCUGUGGCCACAUAGACUGUUCUUUAUUUUAUAUUUAAAAAGGGGAAAAA